CAUACAGACCCAAAAUACAAGGAAUCAAAAUAAGUUCUUUUUCUUCUAGUUUUCUUCAACAUUUUUUCUUUUUUCAAAGUUCAGCCAAGGGCUUCUCUAUAUUUCCUGUUCUUCUUGUUAACUAAAGGUCUUCACAAGCCGUUGGCAGAAUCUCCAAAUCCUAGAAUAUCUACAGCUUAUGUUCUAACAAUGCCGACACCGUCUCAGCCGCAGUCAUCAAAUAAUACAGUUGUGAAGGCCGUGGCUGCCACAGCUGUAACUACUCUAGUUGUUGCCGUGAUUUUCUUUUUCCUGUUUAGAAAACACGUAAUUGCUCGACGCAAAAGGAAAAACAAAGAGAAUACAAGCUUUCGCAGAGAAGAAGCUGUGGUGACUCAUCAAGAGUUCAAGAACUUUGGAGGAAAUGUGAAGGGAUUGAUUGUCGAUGAAAAUGGGAGGGAUGUUCUUUAUCUGAGGAAACUAGAAGGAGGACAAGUUAAAGAUUCUUUUCCAAUGGUUAUACAAAAUCCUAGUUAUGAAGAAGAAAAAGAAAAGAGGGUGGAUUUUAUGGUUGAGAGACCAAGAAAAUCUAAACCUCAGGAAGUUCCAUUGCUCAGUGAGAAUUCUGAUGCAUUUCCUCUCGAAGUAGUGAAACCAGUAUUGCAAAUUCCAACUCCACUGCUGCCAAGGCAGCCUCUACCUCCACCAAUGAUUUUGGAGAAGCAAACUAAACCACCCCCUCCUCCAGCAAAGAAGAUUCCAGUACCACCUCCACUCCCGCUGCCGCUGCCGCCAUCUAUUCCAGCUAAAAUAAGUCCAGCACCGCCACCGCCACCUCCACCUAGGCCUCCUAAGGCAGUGGGUCCAGUGUCAUCAUUGAAACCCCCACAAGCUCCCAGAGCAAAAGCAAACAGCAAGAGCAGGUCAGAGGGUUCAAUGGGGGAGAGUUCGAGAGGAAGUGGUGCUGGCCAAAUGAAGCUGAAGCCACUGCACUGGGAUAAGGUUAUAGCUAAUGCUGACCAUUCAAUGGUCUGGGACAAGAUCGUCGAUGGAUCUUUCCGAUUCGAUGAUGAACUUAUGGAGAAUUUGUUUGGAUAUUCUGAUACCAACUUGAAAUCCCAUGAAAGAAGCAAUGUCCUGUCAACUUCAAGCAAGUCCAACUCUGCCCCACCAGCUCAAAUUUUCAUCCUGGAGCCACGAAAAUCACAGAACAUAGCUAUUGUGCUAAGAUCUCUUGCAGUCUCUCACAACGAAAUUCUGGAUGCCAUCUUUGAAGGCCAGGGGCUUGGUGCUGAUACCCUUGAGAAGCUCACCAAAAUGGCCCCAACCCAAGAGGAAGAAGCCAAAAUCCUCCAAUUCAAUGGCAACCCAACUAAACUUGCAGAUGCUGAAUCUUUCCUCUACCACAUCCUGAAAGCUGUGCCUUCAGCAUUCACCCGUUUCAAUGCAAUGCUUUUCAGAACAAACUAUGAUCCUGAUGUUCUUCACCUCAAGGAGUGCCUGCAUGCACUCGAAUUAGGCUGCAAGGAGCUAAGAACCGGUGGGCUUUUCUUAAAACUUCUUGAAGCCAUUCUCAAGGCCGGCAACCGCAUGAAUGCCGGCACUGCCAGAGGCAAUGCACAAGGUUUUAACCUCACUACUCUUCGGAAGCUCUCUGAUGUAAAAAGCACAGAGGGGAAGACUACUCUGCUUCACUUUGUUGUGGAACAAGUAGUUCGAUCAGAGGGUAGUCGUUGUCUGAUCAAUCAGAGUCCAAGCAUUAUUAGCACAACAAACUCAGAGAGCCUUACAGCAAAAGAGAGAGACAAAGAGUACCUCAUGCUAGGCUUACCAGCACUGGAAGGCCUAAACAUUGAAUUAUCAAAUGUAAAGAAAGCAGCUGCCAUAGAAUAUGACAAUUUCAUCAAUAUGUGCUCCAAUCUCACUGCCCGUGUCACAGAAAUUUGGCAGCUCAUGAGACACUGUGGCAAUGGUGAGAGAGGUGGGUUCAUGAGGAAAAUGAAGGAGUUUCUGGAGGAAUGUGAAGAGGAGCUUAGGGUGGUGAGAGAGGAGCAAACGCGGGUUAUGGAGAUUGUUAAGAAAACAACACAAUACUACCAAGCAGGAGCUUCCAAAGACAAUGGGGCACACCCACUUCAACUGUUUGUUAUUGUCAAGGACUUCCUCGACAUGGUUGAUCAAGCUUGUGCAGACAUUUCUCGAAAGAUACAGAAGAAGAAUGCCACAACACCUUCUCUGGGAUCAUCACCGCCACUUUCACCAUCAACAAAAACUUCAGUGAGAUUCCCAAACCUUCCCUCACAUUUCAUGUCAGAUAUGUCUAUGACAUCUUCCAGCGAAUCUGAUGAUGACUUCUGAAGAUGAUAAGCUACAACUAUGCAAAUAUUUGAUUAUUCAGAAGCAUACAACUGGGGAAAUAAUUUGAUAUGGAGUCAUCUGCCAUAUGAAAGGUAGAUAUAGAAAUAAUUUGACAUUCCUCUAGUAUCAAUUAGUGCAUA
Molecule: messenger RNA, 2477 nt
Organism: Corylus avellana
Lineage: Eukaryota; Viridiplantae; Streptophyta; Magnoliopsida; Fagales; Betulaceae
Product: formin-like protein 4
Biological process (GO): actin nucleation; actin cytoskeleton organization
Molecular function (GO): actin filament binding
Source: RefSeq, a predicted model, not a curated record